GUCAAGUCAUCGGUAGGUGAGUUGUGGAUAUUGAUGUAUUAAGAGAAGAAAAAAAGAAAACGUAACAAAUUUCAGUUCGAGUGGAUCAAAAUGGCGAGUGCUUGUUCUGCUAAGGGAAACAUGUUUACAGUGUUGAGCAUUGAUGGAGGUGGAAUUAGGGGCAUAAUUCCAGCCAUUCAUUUGGCCUUUCUUGAAUUCAAGCUUCAGGAAUUGGAUGGUCCCAAUGCAAGAAUUGCAGAUUACUUUGACAUAAUAGCCGGAACAAGCACUGGUGGAUUAGUCACCACCAUGCUUACAGCUCCCAACAAGGACAACCGACCCAUGUAUGCUGCCAAGGACAUCCCGGGCUUCUAUUUGGAACACUCCCCUAAGAUUUUCCCUCAGAGACGCGGAAAUAAUUUCUUGACAUCGUUAGCAAGUUUCUUUGGGACGGUUAUUGGGCCUAAGUAUGAUGGAAAGUACCUGCGUUCCAUGACCAACUCACUUCUAGGCGAUCUGACUUUAAAGGAGACUUUAACAAAUGUACUCAUACCAGCUUUUGAUGUCAAGCUUCUCCAGCCUGUGUUCUUCUCCACUAAUGACGCAAAAGAAAAUGCUUUGAGAAAUGCUCGACUUGCAGAUAUUUGCGUAGCAACCUCUGCAGCUCCCACAUUUCUCCCCGCGCACUUUUUUACCACUAGUGAUAAGGACGGAAAGACUCGCUCUUUUGACCUUAUCGACGGUGGAGUUGCCGCAAACAACCCCACAAUGUUGGCAAUAAACUACAUUUCCAGAGGAAUAGCGAUCAAGAAUGAGGAGUUCAAUGACAUGAAACCUAUGGAUGGAGAAAGGACCUUAGUGCUAUCACUAGGCACAGGCACACCAAAGAAUGAAGAGAAGUACAAUGCAGCCAUGGCCUCCAAAUGGGGUGCGUUCAGUUGGGUGUUUGAGAAUGGCAGAACACCACUCGUUGACAUUUUCGCCGAUGCAAGUUCAGAUGUCGUUGACUUUCAUGUCUCCACUCUCUUCCAAUCCCUUCGUUGCAAGAAAAACUAUCUCCGGAUUCAGGAUGAUACAUUGACCGGAAAUGGGGCAUCGGUUGACAUAGCGACUCCACAGAAUAUGCAAAGUCUUGCAGAGAUCGGGAAGAAGCUUUUAGAGAAGCCGAUUUCGAGGGUGAAUCUGGACACCGGUAGGUAUGAGGAAAUAAAAGGAGAAGGAAUCAAUGCAGAGGCUCUUGCCCACUUUGCCAAACGUCUCUCAGAGGAAAGGACACUCAGACGUAAAAACUGAAACUAGUUCGUUUGGUUCGAAUAAGAAAAUAAACAAGUUUUAAAGAAGUGUGAUUUCUCGUUCGAAUAAGUCUUCAUGAUCGGUUGGUGUUAUUUAUCUUGUAUUAGUUAUAAAGAAGUGUGAUUUCUUUCACGUUUUG
This is a messenger RNA of Morus notabilis, 1411 nucleotides long. RefSeq names its product patatin-like protein 2. The record is from RefSeq and is a predicted model, not a curated record. Gene Ontology annotation, molecular function: monoacylglycerol lipase activity; glycerophospholipase activity. NCBI's taxonomy places the organism in Eukaryota, Viridiplantae, Streptophyta, Magnoliopsida, Rosales, Moraceae. The transcript has 6 exons. Bases 91 to 1272 code for a protein of 393 amino acids. Gene Ontology annotation, biological process: lipid metabolic process.